Messenger RNA from Anopheles gambiae (African malaria mosquito), 2234 nucleotides. RefSeq names its product aromatic-L-amino-acid decarboxylase. Bases 294 to 1778 code for a protein of 494 amino acids. Gene Ontology annotation, molecular function: pyridoxal phosphate binding; aromatic-L-amino-acid decarboxylase activity. Gene Ontology annotation, biological process: catecholamine metabolic process; serotonin biosynthetic process; amino acid metabolic process. The record is from RefSeq and is a predicted model, not a curated record. Lineage: Eukaryota; Metazoa; Arthropoda; Insecta; Diptera; Culicidae. The transcript is spliced from 7 exons.
ACAUUCGGUCGACACGGUACGUGCGUGUAGUCGUCCACCACACGAUUCCUUUGACCACCGACCAGCAUUCAAGUGUGUGUGGUGCUCUGUGUGAUUGUGCCGCGCGGGUUCAAGUUGAAGUGUUUUCCCGCAUUUUCCGACGGUUGCUGACAAAGGCAUACUUAUCCGGUUCCGCGGAAAAAAAACAAGUGUCGCCGUGAUUUAUUCUACCCAUCGGGCUACCCAAGUUCCUAUUCGAGCGAGAUCUCAUCUUAGUGGUACGGAAGUGUUACACACAUAGAAGCUUGGAUAAAAUGGCCAACAACAGUAUUAACCCAUUUAACAUCCCACCAGUCACCGAAAUGCAGGCGCCAGAGUUCAAGGACUUUGCGAAGGAGAUGGUCGAUUACAUCUCCAACUAUCUCGAGAACAUCCGCGACAGGCGUGUUCUGCCGACCGUUCAGCCCGGCUACUUGCGGCCACUGAUUCCGGACGAAGCGCCGCAGCAGCCGGAAAAGUGGGAAGAGGUGAUGGCCGACGUUGAGCGCGUGAUCAUGCCCGGUGUGACGCACUGGCACAGCCCCAAGUUCCACGCCUACUUCCCGACGGCCAACUCCUACCCGGCGAUCGUGGCCGACAUGCUGAGCGGUGCGAUCGCUUGCAUCGGUUUUACUUGGAUUGCCAGUCCUGCCUGUACCGAGCUGGAGGUGGUUAUGCUUGACUGGCUGGGCAAGAUGCUGGACCUGCCGAAGGAGUUCCUGGCCUGCUCCGGUGGGCAGGGUGGCGGUGUCAUUCAGGGCACGGCCAGCGAGGCAACGCUGGUCGCGUUGCUCGGCGCUAAGGCGAAGGCGAUGAAGCGCGUCAAGGAGGAGCAUCCCGACUGGGACGAUAAUACGAUCGUGUCGAAGCUGGUCGGAUACACAUCCAAUCAAUCCCACUCCUCGGUGGAGCGUGCCGGACUGCUCGGCGGUGUGAAGCUGCGCGGCCUGAAGGCGGACGAAAAUCUGAAGCUGCGCGGUGAAACGCUCGAACAAGCGAUCAAGGAAGAUCUGGACGCAGGGCUGAUUCCGUUCUACGUGGUGGCGACGCUCGGCACCACCAACACGUGCGCGUUCGACCGGCUGGACGAGAUUGGACCCGUCGCCAACCAGUACAACGUGUGGGUGCACGUCGAUGCGGCGUACGCCGGGUCGGCCUUCAUCUGUCCCGAGUACCGGUACCUGAUGAAGGGCAUCGAGACGGCCGACUCGUUCAACUUCAACCCGCACAAGUGGAUGCUGGUCAACUUCGACUGCAGCGCCAUGUGGCUGAAGGAACCGUACUGGAUCGUGAACGCGUUCAACGUCGAUCCGCUCUACCUGAAGCACGAUAUGCAGGGCUCGGCACCGGACUACCGCCACUGGCAGAUCCCGCUCGGUCGCCGGUUCCGUGCGCUGAAGCUGUGGUUCGUGCUGCGCCUGUACGGGGUGGACAAUCUGCAGGCCCACAUUCGGCGCCACUGCGGGUUCGCCAAGCAGUUCGAGGCGCUGUGCCGGGCGGACGACCGGUUCGAGAUAUUCGGCGAGGUGGCGAUGGGCCUGGCCUGCUUCCGGCUGAAGGGCACGAACGAGCUGAGCGAGGCGCUGCUGAAGCGCAUCAACGGGCGCGGCAACAUCCAUCUCGUCCCGUCCAAGGUGAACGAUGUGUACUUCCUGCGCAUGGCGGUGUGCUCGCGCUUCACAGAGCCGGCCGAUAUUGACUACUCGUGGAAGGAGGUGGCCGCGGCCGCCGACGAGCUGCUGGCCGAGCAGAAGAAGUAGAUUGUGCAUCAUCGCACUGUCGCUCACGCCCUCCUCAUCCUCAUGCAAACAAUCUACAUCGUUAAGUUUUGUGUUUUUUUGUUGUUGUGUACCGUCAAGUGAACGUUUAAUUUAUUAUUACAUGUGCAAGUCAACGAAAAACACGUUCACUGUGCGCGCGUAGCCGUUCGGCGCGCGCUCAGCAAGUAUUACAGGGACCAGGGGGAAUUUGGUACUGCGGGGAAGCUGGUGUACCCGUGUACCCAACUUAGGGACACAUUCGCGUGGCAAUCAUGUUGCAAUACCGGCAAACCAGGCAAUAAUGAGUAACGAUAACACAAUAACGCGUUAUGCGCGAUGAACCGUUUUAGCCAGAUGUUCGUAUAUGCUUAUUGGGCUCGUUGUUGUAUCGAUGUUCGAUGUUUAUAUAGUGAACCUGUUGGGCUGAUAAUAAAAUCUAAGGCAUACCACUUCAAA